GCCCUGGGCCCCAGGCCCUGGCGCAUGCGCACUCUCGCCCCCGCUUUCUCCUCCCUUCGCUUCCCUUCCCUCCAUUCUCGCGCCCUUAGCGGAGUCAGCCCCGCCUCCCGCCAGCCGAGGCCACGCCCCAAGAAGCAGUUCCGGUUCGGGCGGGCGCUGCCGCGGGCGCUGCCGCGGGCGCUGCGGUGCCCGAGGCCCCAGUGUGAUGCUCACGCUCAGCCGCCCCUCGUCGCCAGCUCCGCCUUCGCCCCCGUCUCCGCCCCCGCCAGAGGCCCCCGGCCCCGACUCUGCCCCGAGGGGCCGCCGGAACAGCCGCUGCGAGGAGAGCCGCUGCAACCCGGGCGAAGAGGAGGAGGAGGAGGAGGAGGAGGAGCAGGAGGAACAGGAGGAGGAGCAGGAGGGCCAGGAGGGCUCCUGCCCCGAGUGUCGGAAGAGUCCGGCGGGCCCGGCCAAGAAGACAAUGGCAGCGCAUAACCAACUCUGCAUUCGCCGUUGGACUACUAAGCAUGUUGCUAUAUGGCUGAAAGAUGAAGGCUUUUUUGAGUAUGUAGACAUCUUAUGCAAUAAACAUAGACUUGAUGGACUCACACUGCUAACAUUGACUGAAUAUGACCUACGGUCACCUCCUCUGGAGAUUAAAGUCUUGGGAGACAUCAAAAGGUUGAUGUUAUCAAUACGUAAACUGCAAAAAGUACAUGUUGAUGUUUUAGAAGAGCUGGGUUACAGCAGUGACAGUCUCCUUGGCCCCAUGUCACCUUACAUCAGUGUUCUGCCGGGCUCAGACUGGCUUUGUAAUGGGGAACUGCCACAUGACUGUGAUGGACCUAUCACUGACUUGAAUUCAGAUCAGUACCAGUACAUGAAUGGGAAGAACAAACACAUGGUUCGAAGAUUAGACCCAGAAUACUGGAAGACCAUAUUGAGUUGCGUAUAUGUGUUCAUAGUAUUUGGGUUUACAUCCUUCAUCAUGGUUAUAGUCCAUGAACGAGUGCCUGACAUGCAGACUUAUCCACCACUACCAGAUAUAUUCCUAGAUAGUGUCCCUAGGAUUCCAUGGGCCUUUGCCAUGACAGAAGUGUGUGGUGUCAUUCUCUGUUACAUCUGGCUGCUGGUGCUUCUCCUUCACAAACACAGGUCAAUUCUCCUUCGAAGACUCUGCAGCCUGAUGGGCACUGUGUUCCUGCUUCGCUGCUUUACCAUGUUUGUGACUUCCCUCUCUGUGCCUGGACAGCACCUCCAAUGUUCUGGAAAGCUAUAUGGCAGCGUUUGGGAAAAACUGCACCGAGCCUUUGCUAUAUGGAGCGGCUUUGGUAUGACCUUGACUGGAGUACACACUUGUGGAGAUUAUAUGUUCAGUGGCCACACAGUUGUUCUGACUAUGCUGAAUUUCUUUGUUACUGAAUAUACACCAAGAAGCUGGAACUUCUUGCAUACUCUGUCCUGGGUCCUCAACCUCUUUGGAAUCUUCUUCAUUCUGGCUGCACAUGAACAUUACUCAAUUGAUGUGUUUAUUGCCUUUUAUAUCACCACAAGACUCUUUUUGUAUUACCAUACUUUGGCCAAUACCAGAGCAUAUCAGCAGAGUAGGAGAGCAAGGAUCUGGUUUCCCAUGUUUUCUUUUUUUGAAUGCAAUGUUAAUGGUACAGUACCUAAUGAGUAUUGUUGGCCUUUUGCAAAACCUGAAGUAAUGAAGAGAUUAAUUGGUUGAAGAAUGUGUCUUUGUAAAGGGUUCAUGAUCAAAUAUACAGAAAUGGUUUCAAAAACUAAUAACUUUAUUUUUUUCCUUGUUGUGUUUCUGAAUGCCUUGUUACUUGGCUUGUUAGUUGACAGAGUGGGACUUUCUUUGCUUAGCAAGGUUGUAGUUGUAAAAAGUAAGCCUUGAAUAGUCCAGAGUACUUAAGUAGGUGUUUGAACAAAAAACUCAAAUAAUCUUUUUCCUUUUAGGGGAAGGGCAGGGAGGGAGAGUACAGAUUUGGUGUUAGUAUUUUGAGAUAGGUACAUUUCUUGUUGAAAAGAAGAUUUCUGCUGAUUGUGGCAUGAUUAUAUUCAAGAAAUUAUAUUUUGUGGAAGUUGCUUCCAGUUAUCUUCAAAGAAAAUCCAUGAGCAAUACUUGUCAUUUAUAAGCAGCGCUCUCUCGCUCUCUCUCUCUCUCUCUCUCUCUCUCUCUCUCUCUCUCUCUCUCCUCCUCCUCUCCCUCUCUCUCCUCUCUCUCUCUCACUCACUCACACACACAGAUUCUCUCUUCUCUCUCUCCCCCUCUCCAUACACAUAAACACAUAUGCACAUAUAUGUUCAGAAAGUAUAAUUCUGAAGAAUGAAUAAGUUUCAUUGGCUAAUAACUGCCUUCUGAGUCUGCCAUCUCUGAGAAGAUACUGUGUUACACCAAGAUGCCUGAGACUAGGCGAAAAUAAUAAAAGGGGCAUUUGAUGGGGUGGACAGAGUGCUGAUGACAAAGCCAUCAACAGAUGCAAGUCACUGAUCCCACUGCAUUUGUGACCAGAGGAGCAAACAAUAUAAAAUAUUUCCUUUCCACUUGGGGGCCUCAGUUUAGCCUUCAGUUGGUAAGAAGAGAUGGCCACAUUCAUUGGAAAAUAACUAUGGUUUAGUUUUAGUGACAUCACCUUGAACAAACUUGUACUUUUUAAAGAUAAAUUAUUUAACUAGAGAAAUGGGAGUGUUUUCUAGAUACUGAACAAGAUUUUUAUGCCCUGUAAAUAAGGAAAAUAAGCAUGUGAUUGUUUUAACUUCUGAAAAAGAGCUUAAUAGCAAAUUUCAGAGUUUUCCCCCCUUCUAUUUUUGAAUUUUGAAGUUUCUGGUUCCAGCUUAUUGAAAAAUGAGCAAGUAUAUCUAGAGAUGCAAAGAUAAUUUGGUUUGGUUUGGUUUUUUUAAACACAAACUUGUAAAUACAUUCUUUUUACCAAGUCUUAUUUCAGCAGCCAGCACAUUAGAUUAGCUGCUUGUUUACAACACUAGAAGUGAAGUAUACUGAAUAAUUUAGCUUCUAAGAUACCAUUGGUUGCUUUUUGGGAAUGAUUCUGUUUUGUGGUUGUGACUAGAGAAUAGUUAUAAAACUGGAGUUUUGAAAUCUUUGGUGGGCAUACAUAGUAUGCCCUGCUCUUAGCCAUCCUCUGAAAACCCUGUGGGUAAGCUUAGCCGCUUGAAAGCUUCAUUGUGCAGUCUUAACAUUACUUUUUAUACAUAGUAAGUUGGAGAAGAUGCUUGAUUCGAAGCAUUUACCUUGAGGCCCUAAAUGAGGCCAACCUAGUAAUAGCCUGCUCCUUCUUUGCCUUUUUCUUUUGGCACUUUAAUUAAUCUCCCGCCCAUUAGCUGCAGAGGACCCAGGAUGGAUUACAGGGGAAAGUAUUAUUAUCCUAGCAAGACUUACCUUGGUACUAGGUGACCUCAAUUUGUGUCGGCUUUGAACUUUACCUUUAAGUUCACCCCUGAAUGUCCAUAGGAGAUACCAAGUAUGGAACAAGGCUAAUAUAAGUUUUAUUAUGUUCUGUAGUCCCUGACACAUGGAAUUCUUCUAAGACCUUAAAUCGUCAAUCUUGUUAUAUUGAGGGGGAGGGCAAAAAUGCUGACAUCUCAUCCAAGGAAAUUGCAUUGUCUUGAAGGAUGAUUGUUUCUAUGCCAGUCUGAGUAGUUAAUAUUAAACUGAUCUGCCCCCUCCCCCUUGAGGUCAAGAAAUGGCCAGUGUUAUUGCUUUAUUUUCUGAGUGGCAAAAAGAAUUGACAUCCCCUUUUGAACUCAGAUACAGUAUAGCUUAGCUAGGGAAGGUCAGAUAAUUGCUUCUGGAGAAACUGUUCAAAAUAUGUUGUAACAUUAACUCAAAUAUGUUAAAUACUUAUUUAAUGAUCAUUUUUUCCAUCUCUAGUCUUUUCUUCAUUUAAUUUUUAAGACUCAAAAAUAAAAAUGCAGUUAACCUUUUCAGAGAUACUGACAUUGAGAGCACCUAACCGUCGGCUGCUUUCGAGCUUCAUUAGCUGUCAGAAUUUAAAGAUAACUUUUUAACCUGGCAUUUACUCGUGUAUGUUGUUAAAGCAAAAAGUAGAGGUUUGUAAUUUAUUAUUGUAGCUAUUCUAAGACAGUGUUUACAUGAACUAAAGUGAUCAUCUCAAAGGCUCUUUCCUGAAAGACUUUGAGACAAAAUUCUUUUCAGUUUUUUAAAUGUGAAAUAUAUAUAUUCUUGUAAUUUUUUUGUCCAGAAAUUUCCAGUUUUACCUUCAAAUCUUUAUUUUUCCCUCUUACAAACCAAGCCAUAGUGAUGAUAAUAUAUAUGUUUACAUUUUGGGCUUCACACACACUAGGUCUACAUCAUUGUUUAAUGACAUUAUGAUUCUACCACUGUGAAUUGGUGAGGCACUCACAUCACCAAGAAAUCACGGUUUAAGUUUCCCCAUUUUCAAGGUGCUGCGGAGUAAUGUGUAGAAGGAAAGCAAGGGUUUGAAUUUUGCAAGCAAAAGUAGGUAGUUUCCCUUCUGGUUCUGAUGUAGUUGCUGGGGUUCUGGGGCUCUAGGGUUCUGUUCUUUAGACUAGCAAAGGGGUGCGAUUUUAAGUCACUACUGAAGUACAGUGGGACAGGAGGAGGCUUGAGAAAGGGAAGUCCCAUAAUGGUCCCCAUAAUUGGUCCUACUGUUGUUCUGCAUUCCUAGUGCCUCUUUUCCUCCCUUGCUGUAGUCUGGUGUGGCCAAACAGAGAAAGCAAAAACCAAAACCAAUUUUGUAAAAAUUGCAAAAGGAGUCUCCAUCUUUUACAUCUUAUCAUGGUCUUUUGGUUUUUUUUGAAGGAAGAAAUCAGUAAACUUAGAUUUAGAGAUAGGGACUUGAAUAAGUGUGAGUUGUUCAAAGACAAAAUUCACUGACUAGAAACUUGGUGUUUCAAAAACAGAAUUUUAUGAAUAACAUUAUGAGUAUUCUUCCUUUCUUUUUGCCUGUAUGUUGUUUCAUGGAACUCCAGAAAGCCAACAAAUACAAAAAGAGAAUAAGGGAUGACAUCUAGAUAGUAUAAUGGAUUUAGUUUUCAGGGGAUCUGUUUAGAAAAUGUUAGUUUAAUGUUACAGAAAUACCUAACACUAACCUGCUGUUUGUAUUCAGCAAAAAAUAAAUAUCACUAAUUUUACAUGAACUAGUUUUGUUAUAAUUACAAACUGAGUAACUAAAUUCUUGUUUUAAACUUGCUAAUUUAGUAAACUUAAUUUUUAUGGUCUUUUUUACAGACUUCAAAUAUCACUAAUAAAUUAUAACAGUCAUAGCUAAGUCUAGUAGAAGUAUUCAGUUAUUUAAGAUGAAUAAAAAUGGACUCUCAGAAUAGUUCAGUUGCUUUUAAAACAGUAUCAGUUUCAUGUGGAUGCUUUCAAAGCCAACUGAGGUAUGCUAAUUAGUAUCCAACUUUGCUUAGCAUGUUAAAGAGCUUGUUUUUGAGAAACCUUAGACUGAAUAAAUUGUGUCUGAGAAAGGAGUGAAUUUGUCCAUGACAUCUAAGGCUAACCUGUUAAAAGUCAUUAAAAAAACUAGACUUCUUCCCCCAUUGUUUUGGAACAGAUUUGAAAAGAUUGUAAUUAGUAUGGGGGGGAAAUUUGUCAUCACGCAUCCCAACUUAGUACCAGUUUAUAAAGACUAAAAUUUACUCUUUUUUGUAGUAAAUCCAGUGGUAGCCUUGACUAAACCUAUAAACUAUAAUUCAGUCACCAGGGAUGCUUUUUUAAAUUAUGCUUUCUUCCCCAAACUAACUGAAGGACAUUGCAGCUCCUUAUUCAAAGCACUCUACAAUUCAACACAAUUUAGCUUGAUCCUUGAAGGUAAGAGGAAUAUUGUGAAAAGGCAUGUUCUAUGCAGAAGCCAAGGUAGAAGUCAAGAUCUGUAUGAAAAAUCUAAACUGCUAAGUUGACUGAAGAAUUAAAUACAUGAUCAUAUGAUCAGUUAAUCCAUUGAUAAAUUAGUAAUAUCACCCCAUUGUUUCAUUGAAAGUCAUUUUUAUUUUGAAUAUUCUGUUGGCACUAUGGAGUACUUUGGUUGGAUAACAAAAGACAUGGAAACUGGUACUUAAUGCUUUGGGGGAACCAAUGCCAACUCACACUGAAAUAAGCACGUUUUCCUUUUGAGGGUUGUUCCCAAAUAUCUCCCUAUUCCACAGAGAAACUAGUGUUACUUGAAGGUGUGAGUCCCUGUGGCAGCCGUACCUUGAAGCACAGUAUUGUAAAUAAGUAAAUAUUGUCUUGGUUCAAAAUUUAAAUCCAGAUUUCAUUAAUAUAUUAUUUUAUAUCUUUGUUGUAUCAAAACAUAUUUAAAAGAACUAAAAAUAAAACAUUUGAAAGCUGC
Messenger RNA from Trichosurus vulpecula (common brushtail), 6320 nucleotides. It is a transcript of the gene SAMD8, whose product is annotated as sterile alpha motif domain containing 8. Gene Ontology annotation, biological process: ceramide biosynthetic process. Gene Ontology annotation, molecular function: ceramide cholinephosphotransferase activity; sphingomyelin synthase activity; protein binding. Bases 206 to 1708 code for a protein of 500 amino acids. NCBI's taxonomy places the organism in Eukaryota, Metazoa, Chordata, Mammalia, Diprotodontia, Phalangeridae. The record is from RefSeq and is a predicted model, not a curated record. The transcript is spliced from 6 exons. Gene Ontology annotation, cellular component: Golgi membrane; endoplasmic reticulum membrane.